AAGGGCUGGGGCUGUGACGGGUCGUAAGGACGAGCUCGCCCGGGGCUGUGGGGCCGGGGCCGUUCACACGCACAGGCCGGGAUGCUCAAUCCCCAUGUUCCGGGUCUCCAUCACUUCUCCCAUCCUGACCCCGCUCCGCCGCUGCGGCCCGGGAUCAGGCUCUGUCUCCCCGCCCGGCGGCCCGGACCUGCUCCCGCUCCGCAGCGUGUCCCUAGCGGAGACGGCGGCAGUCCCCGCCCCCGCCGAAGCGUGCCCCCUUCCCCCGCGGGUUCCGGCUCCUCCCCCGCGUGACCUGAGGCCGCCGGGUGGGGAGGAGGCACCGAGCCAGCCGGGCCCCAGUGCGGCGGCGGCAGCGGGAGGAGGCGAAGCAGCGCCGCGCAGCCCGGACCCGCCGCCGCUCGGCUCAGCCGCCAGCCGGCUCCCCGCGCCCGCCCGCUCAUGCCGGUGUGGUGCUGCCGCUGCUCCCUGGCCCGCCACUUCAGAAAUUACAGUGGCCCUGAAAGCGAGGGACAACUGUUGAGCUCCUUAGUGCAGCAUUUUGGUGACAGCCUUGGGAGGAAAGAUAAAAGAAUGCCCUUGCUAGAAGAAACCACUCUGACUGGGGACCCGCUCCUGACUGUGCCAAUAGUGAUAAUAGGGAAUGGACCUUCAGGAAUUUGUCUUUCUUACAUGCUGUCUGGGUAUAGGCCAUAUUUGUCUCCUGAAGCUGUACAUCCAAAUCCCAUUUUGCAUAGUAAAUUAGAAGAAGCUAGACCUCUCUCUAUUGUUGACCAAGAUUUAGAAUAUUUGUCAGAAGGUCUUGAAGGACGUUCUUCCAAUCCAGUUGCAGUACUUUUUGAUACACUGCUUCAUCCAGAUGCUGACUUUGGCUAUGAUUACCCACCUGUUCUGCACUGGAAGCUAGAACAGCAUCAUUAUAUCCCACAUAUAGUGCUUGGCAAAGGACCGCCUGGUGGAGCUUGGCAUACUAUGGAAGAUUCUAUAUUGACAAUCAGUUUUGGAGACUGGAUGGAGUUACCAGGACUGAAGUUUAAGGAUUGGGCAGCUAGUAAACGCAGAAGUAUAAAGAGUGACAGAGUUAUGCCAGAAGAAAUAGCUUGUUAUUAUAAACAGUAUGUUAAAGUCAUGGGCCUCCAGAAGAACUUCAGAGACAAUGCUUACAUAACAUCUGUUUCAAGACUUUACCGAGAACAGGAUGACGAAGAUGAAAGCCAAGCGAGUGAAGAUAUUUCAACACAGCAUUUGCAAAUGGAAAAGGAAGAUGUACAGUCAUCACUGAUCAAGAGAAAUUGGGAAGUCAGAGGUUAUCAGAGAACAACAGAUGGCUCUCAGGUGCCCUUCUGCCUCUUUGCUGAGAAUGUGGCUCUUGCGACUGGAACUUUUGAUUCUCCUGGCCGACUACAGGUUGAAGGAGAAGAAUUUCCUUUUGUGUUUCAUUCCAUGUCUGACUUUGGAGCUGCCAUCAGCAAAGGAAAACUACGUGGGAAAGUAGACCCUGUCUUAAUCGUGGGUGCUGGACUCUCAGCAGCUGACGCAGUACUGUGUGCUUACAACAAUAACAUCCCUGUAAUUCAUGUUUUUCGUAGAAGGGUUACUGAUCCAAGUUUAAUUUUCAAACAGCUGCCUAAAAAGCUUUAUCCUGAAUACCAUAAGGUCUAUCAUAUGAUGUGUACUCAGUCACAUGCUGUGGACUCUAAUCUGCAUUCUGCUUACACCAGUUUUCCUGAGCACCGUGUACUUUCCUUCAAGCCAGACAUGAAAUGUGUCCUACAGAGUGCCUCUGGAUUGAAGAAAAUCUUCAAGUUCUCCGUAGCCUUAGUACUGAUAGGUUCUCACCCUAAUUUGUUCUUUCUAAAGGACCAUGGUCAGGGGAUAGGUCAUAGCCCAAACCAGCCAAUCACAUGCAAGGGUAAUCCUAUUGAGAUUGAUCCAUAUACUUACGAGUGCACUAAGGAAGCCAAUCUUUUUGCAUUAGGCCCACUGGUUGGAGACAAUUUUGUACGGUUUUUAAAAGGAGGUGCACUGGGCAUUGCACGAUGUUUGGCUACAAGACAAAAGAAGAAACAUCAACUAAUUGUUGAAAGAGGCGGCGGUGGGGAUGGGGUCCCCUAAAACAUGCGGUCAUAUAAACUUUCAUAUAUGGAAUUGCAGGCAUACUCUAACAAGCAACACAUUGACAGCUAAAUUCAUUAGUAGCCUCUUUUUUGUUAUGUAUACAAGUCAUGCUUGUAUUGCCUGGUAGAGGAUGCUGACACUACACUACUUCACCCCUUUCAAAAGACGGAAGUGUGGUCUGCUGUUUUAAGUGCUCUGUCCCCCAACUGGAAUUUCUUCCAGAUAGACAGCAAAUGAGACUAACUUACAUUGACUUGCCUGUGGUCUCUUGCUCCAAGGAAAGAGCACACUUACGCUCUGGAAAGAGAACGUCUGCCCUAGCACUGCCUUUUCUUCUUAGUAUUUCACCACACAAAAUAUACUUAUCGUGAAAGUAUAAAUCAAAGUUAAGUUGUAAGAGCAGAAAGCUUUCCUUGUGAUGAUCUUUGGUCUCAAAGCAAGUGUGUGUAUUUUGAACAAGGAUUAUAUUUAUUUUGCCAUAGUAAUACUGGCAUUUGUAUAAACGUUUAUUUAGCCCUUAGUAAAGCAGUCUUUACAAGAAAUGAAGAGGAUUUCUACAAGUAGAAAAACAUUGGCUUAACAGUUAAACCAGAUCCAUCAUAAUUUGGUACUGGGAUAAAAGAGAGAACAGCAUUCCUUUAAGCUUAGUUGCUAAUUUGACAAUCCACUAAUGUUUUUGUCAAGUGUAUGCCUACACUUCCAUAAGUGCAUAAGGACCAUAAUAUAGGGAUUUUAUAGAGAUCUAUUCUCUAUUACACUGCUAUGUAACUUUCCAAGAAUAUUCUGGUUUACAGUAAAAUAAUAAAGUGCUGAUGUAAGUGCUCUUACGACAGUGUCAAGAUAGUGAAUACCUAAUUUACUUUUGAAAAAAAAUCUGUUUGAAAAGGAAAUAUUGUUGAGAAGUAACUGUAAAACCUGUAAACAAUUUUUCUCACAAUACCGCUAAAGAAGACUGAAUAGGAUCUCUUAUCAGGUGGAGAUAGAGAGCAGACACUCCCAUCUUCCCUUACUAAGUCCAAGCACUGGCUCCUGCUCUUUUCUAAGACCAGUAGCAGUUCAUGUGCUUUGAAGGGAAUGCUGGACCUACUCACCUGGCAACCCACUAGAAGAGUUCAUCCGAAGUUGUAGAAAAUUUAAAUCCUAAAUGUAAUCGUUCAACCCAGCUUUGAGAUUAGUUUUGUUUGUUUUUUUUAGACCUGUCACCCUAAGGGGAGAAAAUGGAAUCUAUUUACUGGGAACCUGCUCUAAGAUAAGUAAACUGAAUACAGCUGGAUAGGAUGAUUUAGUGUAAUCAUAACUGGAAGAAAGACAAUUGGCAUUCUUCUUGAUGGUCUUCACUGAUGGCAAGAAAUGAGCAGUGAGGAACAAUAGGGAGAGAAAGUAGGAAAGAUGACCUAGGAAAGAUUCCCCUAUGACCCUGGAGGGUUUAAAUUGGGACCAGAGACAGGAGUAUCGCCCUCCUGAAGGAGGUCUCUGCAGAUGCUUGCAAACUGAGUUUGUAGAUCUGGCAAAAGUGGAGAGACUACUAUAGUGCAGCCUUACAUCGCUCUCCCUACUAAGGCUGAAGUUCUGACCAGCAUGUGGCCAUGCUCCAUGCAAAUAAGCCUAGAUGUCUUUGGAUGCUGCAUUUCUGGAAGCCUUGCAUUUUCUACUAUGUAACAGUGAAUCCAUCUGGUUCCUGAAGCUGCAAAAGACUUGUUAAACUUUGUAUUUAGAACAAAAAACAACGUGGAAGAGUUUCUCGGUACUACUUGUGGCUGUUUUUGAACUGAGCUGACAAAUGGGAGCACAUUACCUCAACUGGGGAGAGAAGGAGCAUUUGGAAUAAAACUGGGAGACUGUUUAAGAACUGUUUUGCCUUCCUGAAAGAGGAAAAAGUGUCUUACUUGAAAGACCUAUACUAUCUGGGACUCUAAAGUGAUGGCAACUGAAAUAUGUUUUGACAGAGAAAGCAAGGCUUUGUUGACAUUAGCAUUCAAAUGGAGUCCAAGUAAUGGUCUUGAAGAUGUCAUUCUGGUCCUUGCAGGGGAAAUUGUGAGAAGGGCUUUAAGAGGUUUGGCAAGUUUGAGGAUGAUAGAGGCCAAGGAAGAUCUGGAUUUAAAACACUGAGGGCAGAAAGUUGCACCUUCAAGGAGUUAAAGCUGAGACCUAUGGACAGAUCUUCAUGCAACAGUUGAAUAGUAGCCAGCAUCCCUGGGGCUAUUCUUUAUUCCUCCCCUUAGAAAAAUUUCUUUGUGCCAAGACUUUCUUUCUAGAUGAGUGCAAUGUAAAGAUAAUUUGUCCAGAAUAUCUCAAGUCAGAUAACAGCUUAGAGACAGAGGGAGAAAUAUUAAGCCCAGGUCAGAGGGGAAGCCGUGAGACCAAAAAGGAGGGCUACCAUAGCUGAUAUAUGCUACUAGAAUUACUGUCCCAUCCACCUUUAUUUUUGUACUGUGUUGUGUCUUGGAGGAAUGUGGAAAAUGCAUAGCAAAGAUUGUGACCACUGAUGUGACAGAAUAUGUAUCCCAGAGGAAUCUGAGUUCUCUCUGGAAAAAUAUUAAUCCCUUUAGCUUUUUGUCAGCUUGCAGACAGGUCUGCCUGGGGCUGCGCUAGCUCUGUCUGGAGUAGAAGACCCAUUCCAUUUGGCUUAUUGAUUGCCUGUGGAGCCAGUUGGUGUUGAUGAUGCUUGAGAGUGGUUAAGGCAGAGAUGAAAGACGAGGGGUAAAAUUUUCAAAAGCACCUACAUAGAUAAGGGCUUUGAAGGUAAGGACCAAAUGUUUGUCUUCAAUAUAGUGGAAAAAGGGGAGCCAGAGGAAGGAUUUGAAACAUAGGGCCAGGAUCAACUAGGAAACAGCUUGGCAGCAGUGUUCUGAAUGGACCCAAGGUGGGUGUAGUUAAAGUUAGAGAGGAGGUGGUUCCAAUAGUCAAGUCAUGAUAUGAGAUUAAACAAGAGGUUUGACAAUCUGAACAAGGAAAAGGUUGGUUCUUAAAGAUAUUGAAAUGCAGAAAUUUCAAGAUUUGAAUACAGCUUGAUUACAAGGGUUCAGAGAGGGAAGUGUCGAAAGUCUUGGAUGUUGGCAGGAACAAUGGAGCUCGGUCUUUGCCAUGUUCAAUUUAAGUUACCAGAUCAGCCAAGACAGUGAUUCUCAAUCUUUCCAGACUACUAUACCCCUUUAAGAGUCUGAUUUGUCUUGCAUAACCCCAAGUUUCAUCUCACUUACAAACUACGUGCUUACAAAAUCAGAUAUAAAAAUACAAAGUGUCACUGCACACUAUUACUGAAAAAUUGCUCACUUUCUCAUUUCUAACAUACAAUUAUAAAAUUGGAAUAUAAAUAUUGUACUAACAUUUCAGUGUAUAUUGUACAGAGCAGUAUAAACAAAUAAUUCUGACAUUUUAGUUUGUACUGACUUCACUAAUGCUUUUUAUGUAGCCUGUUGUAAAACUAGGCAAAUAUCUAGAUGAGUUGAUGUACCUCCUGAAUACCUCUGAGUACCGACAGGGGCAUACGUACCGCUGGUUGAGUACUACUGAGCCAAGAUGUGGAAUAGGUCCUGAGUAGUGAGGCACAUAUUUGAGUCAUAAGCACAAAGAUGGUGGUCAGAGCCUAUGAAAGUGGGUAAGAUUGCCUAGACAUUUCAUCCAGGCUGUGGAGCACAAAGGACAGAUAUGUGGAAAACAGCUACUGAAAGAGAGGGGAAGGGGAAGAAAGACCCAGCAAACAACAUGCUGAAGGGAAUAAACAUAGUAGCAAAGGAGAGCCAUGGAAGCCAAUGGCUAACACGAUUUCAAAUACUAGAUGGUCAUAAAGUGUCAAAAGGAGAGUGAAGAUGGAGCAGAAGCUUCCUUUGUCCAGGAAGAAGACAGUGGAAUGAAGAGGGUAGAAGAUGGGUAUUUCAGGAAAUGAUUGAAAAUGCGGUUGACUCAGUUUGGGAGUUUGGGCAAUAAUUGGAAAGGCAAGUGAGGUCAAGGUUGUGGUGUUUAAGAUGGAGACUAAAGGAUGCUUAUAUUGUGCAGGGAAGAAAAGUGAGAAUGGAGCCAAAGAGGGUGAGAAGUGGGAUGGGAUGGGGUCCCGGGAGCAGAUGAAAAGGCUAGAGAACAGCCAAGAAACCUUAGUGGUAGCAAGUGGGUGAGAAGGGCCUGCUGGCGAUCAUGUCUAAGACCUGAGAUACCUGCCAGACCGCAUGGAGAGGUGGAGGGGAAGUGCAGCACAAGCACUAGACUGCCUGAGGAGGGAUGGGGGAGAGCACAAACAGUUUUGAAAUUUUUUGAUGACGCACUGUCUGCUGGUCAUCGAAGCACUCACCUAGGAUGUGGGAGAACUGCGUUCAAAAAACUGCUCCAGAGCACAUCCCGCUUCCCAGGUGAGUAACUGCUGGGCUAGGACUCUCUCCUAUUGGAGCAGUUCUACUGUAUAUGUAAUUAAAUAUUCAUUGGAGCAGGGACUUGAAUCUGAGUCUCCCACAUCCCAAGUGAGUGCCCUUACCAAUGGGCUAUAGUCAGUCUCUCUCUGUGACCUAAUGAAUAUUUAUUUAUACAAGAACAGCUCUUGACAUGAGAGAUUGAGACUCACUUCAGAAUAACCUAUAGCCUGGUGGUUAGGGCAUUCACCUGGCUUCAAGUUCCUGCUCUGAAUUAUGCAUGCUUCCAGUUGUCUUUAGUGACAGGUAUCAGGUCUUAAGUGUGCUCAGAGCCUAUGGGAUCAGGCCCUGGUAGCAAGAUAGCUUUGAGAAUCCUGCUUUGGAGCUCAACUUGAGUUAGGAGUCCAAUCCACAAUGUGGUGUCAGCAUUUAGGCUCCUACUAGGUUAGAUGGCAGGUGACUGGGGCCUUUGCAGAAUACCAAUGGUGCCUAAAAUUUUGGACUGAGGUAUCUAAAUGCCUUUGUGAAUCUGGGCCAUUAGCCCUGUUUCACAGGUAGGGAAACUGAGGCACAGAGCAAUGAAUGGACUUGACCAAGGUCCCCUAGCAGGUCAGGGGCAGAGCUGAGAUAUCCUGACUACCACUGCUCCCACUGAUAACCUUUUCUUCAUCACCUCAACUUUGUCAAGAAUAAUUAUUCUCUCUCUUCCUUGGUUCACAAGCAUCCCCCUUCCCAUACAGAGAAUGAAGUUGUCGUCUUGUGGCUUUUGGAGGACUUCUGCUUAUUUUUCUUGGACAGAGCCCCUUUCUGUUUGGACAAGGAGUCAAGAAAUGGCAUUUCUCCUCAUUCGAAGAUAAGUAACCUGUGCAGAAGGAAACUUUCCCAGAAGAGGAAUAGAAAAAGGGAUGAAUGCUCAUUACAGCCACAAAAUAAAUCAGUAAAAUCAGGCUCCCUGAACAUGCAGAGCUACUGGCAGGUUGAGCAAUUCUUAGUAUUCUCUUCAACGUGCUUGAGCUGUAUCUGUCCUGAGGAAGAUGUGUGCAAGCCAUUUGUGAAUGAUGGAGAUGUGUGUGUAAAAAAAAAAAAAGCCUUCUCAAUUUCAUCACGUACCUUUUUCCUCACCAUGUGAAAGAGCUGUGUCGUCUUUAUAAGCCAAAUACUGCGGCCACAUAUGAGUACAUUUACACAUGGGAAUAGUUCCCUUAACAAGUGCUUUAACUUGAAGCACUAGAGCCUAUACAUUAUAUACUUUUAAUUUGUUAGUAGUGCUUACUGAGAUUAUAGAAAUAGAGGUGAAGUGGGUUUUGAAAAGAUUCCUAGUGCCUAUGAUGACUUAACACAAAUGGUCCCAAUAAAUAGGUAAGCAGGUUUUGAUUCUUUGUAUUAUUUCAAACUCAUUGAUACAACUCUUAUUCCUACUGGAACAGAACAAAUGAUGAAAGUUUAAAAAUGGAUAUUUGAGGUGAUCUGAUUUCAUUAAAGUUUUGUUUAAAAUGAAUAUUUUCAUUAUAAAACAGUACAGUAACUUCACUUAUUAAUUUGGUACAUGCCAAUACUGAAAAGCUCAGGCUCUCCUCAGCUUUGAAGACACCAACUUUGAAAAUAGCAGCAGACUGUUUAACAAUUUGAGAAGUCAAGGAUUUAUGUUAGGCCUUCACCCCAACCAGUGAAUGAGAGAUCUAAGAGCCAGACUCGUAGGGUAUACUGUAUUCAUAAUGGCUCAUCACAUAACUGCCACUCUUGUGAGAGCACUGACUAUUGCUGACAAAGUUAUAUAUUGGAAUCUAGAUCAAGCCUGUUACGAAAAAGCAGUAUCUGGGUGUUUAAAAAAAACCUCUGACUACUUGCCAUGUAAAAAUAAAUGUAUGUUUGAUAGCUGGCUACAUACGACAGCUGUAACGUACAUUGAUCAUUUCAAGGUGGCAGUAACCAUCUUGCUAACACAUGGAAUUUCUCUUAUUGGACCAAUGUCUGUUGGUAAGAGACAAGGUUUUGAGCUACACAGAACUCUGGGAAAGAAGCAAAACUUUGUGUAGCUCAAAAGCUUGUCUUUUAUUGGACCAACUUCUGUUGGUGAAAGAGAUUACCUCACCCCCACCUCUCAUGGCUACAACAACACUGUAAACUACCUACAGUGGUUUAAAACAAACAAACAAAUUCCCCUUAAACUUAAGGUAACUUAACUUCAGCACCUGUAUGCAUUUCUGCAACAGAACUGGCUCUGUUAUUUAAAGUGAAAUUUUGUAAGCCUCUUUUAAUGUGAUGCAAGGUUUUAUUUUAAAUGUUACCUAUGACUCUGUCCAUAUUAGGUUUGAAAUAGUAGCCACAGCAGUAAGUAUCAUUGUGGAGGGCAGAAUUCUAAAACUUUCUUGCCCACUAUAGACAGGGAUUUUAUUCUGACACCUAUGUUAUCCAACUGGUAAACAGCAUUGUUGUUAGUAUGCUCAGAAUAAAAUCUCUCUCCACACCAGGUGAAGGAAAGCUCAUCUAGAACCUGCUAGCCAUGAUUUGACUUGUGGUUAACAGGUCUGGUUAACUUUUUAUUCACAUGGUGCACAGCAUUAGAUGUAUUCAAAGAAACUUAAGAGGUCUGUGGAUGGCAGCAGCGUUCUGAAGACUGCUCAACUUAUUCAGAGUCAGAAAAUGAGGUUACUGCCCCCCACCAUGUCUGUUUUAUGUAGUUUAUGUAUUUGUGCUUUGAGCCCUAUUGUACAGCAAAUUAUUACUGUUAUACAAAAAGCUAAACAAAUUAACCGGGUCUUUUUUCAGAACAAUAGAGUAAUAGCAGAAGUGUAUUACUAUUCUAUUACUAUUAAUAGAGUAAUAGCAGAAGUGUAUCUCAAACCAACAGAAGAAAGCUUGAAGUGAAGCCGUAAAUAUCUAGAAAGUUGUACUAUAGCACUGCUUUAAAGCAAAUGAGUUUAAAGUCUUGAAACCAGAAAUGUGGACUCUCUAAAUGCCACAACAAUGUAAAACUGGUUCUGUUUUCCUUUAAUAAAAGCAGGACUUAAAACAACUCUUACAGGUAAUUUAGACUUCCCAUAUAUAUUGUACACUGGAACCAGCAACCAGGGUAUCAAGAUUUUGCUGUAGGUUCAUUGUAAAUUCUCUUGAAUUUAUCUUCUCCUUUUCACAUUAGGAUCAUAUCUGCAGUAAGAGGGGGGGGGGGGGGGAAAUGUUAUAAGUAAACAGAUACCAACUAUUUAUUUCAGAUAUUCAAAGCUAAAAUGUUUGAUUUAAACAGUUAAAAGUUGACAUUUCCUUUUCUGAUAGGGUCAGGAGUACCCUCUACUCCCACCUAAGUCAACAGAUGUUGAGGACGUUCAGCCUCUUGCAGCACUGUUUUUUAUUGCCAGUAAAAUAAAGAGAGUUACACCUGAA
Messenger RNA from Caretta caretta (loggerhead turtle), 9836 nucleotides. It is a transcript of the gene OSGIN2, whose product is annotated as oxidative stress induced growth inhibitor family member 2. The record is from RefSeq and is a predicted model, not a curated record. Lineage: Eukaryota; Metazoa; Chordata; Testudines; Cheloniidae. Gene Ontology annotation, molecular function: growth factor activity. Gene Ontology annotation, biological process: negative regulation of cell growth.